Messenger RNA from Drosophila navojoa, 678 nucleotides. RefSeq lists its product as uncharacterized. NCBI's taxonomy places the organism in Eukaryota, Metazoa, Arthropoda, Insecta, Diptera, Drosophilidae. The record is from RefSeq and is a predicted model, not a curated record.
GUCGGUUUGAUGCGCAGACAGCUGGGAGGCGUCUGCUCAUAAAUUGAAAGCGCUUUGCCUAAUUCGAAUUAGUUUUUCGCCUGCUUUGACAGAGUUCGGUGCGCUAUGAAACUGUUUGUGUGUCUCCUCGUGGUGGUCGCCACAUUGGCAACAGCCCAAGCUGGACUCCUUGGCCUCCUAGGCAAGGGCGGCGGCGGCGGCUACGGCGGUGGCUAUGGCGGCGGCUAUGGCGGUGGCUAUAGCGGCGGCUAUGGAGGCGGCUAUGGCGGUGGCUACGGCGGCGGCUAUGGUGGCAACGGUGGCGUCCAGGUCAUUAAGGUGAUCAACAGUGGAGUUGGCGGCUAUGGCGGCGGCUACGGUGGCGGCUACGGCGGUGGUUACUCUGGCGGCUACGGCGGAGGCCACAUCGUCUACGAUGGCGGCUAUGGCGGUGGCUAUGGCGGCGGCUAUGGCGUUGGUCAUGGCGGUCUGGUCCAGGUCUACAAGGUCAUCACAACCACUGCCGGCGGCUACGGCGGCGGCUAUGGUGGCGGCUAUGGUGGCGGCUACGGUGGUGUCUACAGCGGCGGUUAUGGCGGCGGCUAUGGUGGCUCCUCCGGCUGGUGGAAGAAGAAGUAAACGCCCGACUAUCUGUAGAGUAAGGAGAAUGUAAAAUAAAAACUGAAAAAAAAAAAAAAA